AUGACACCACCUAAAACAUCUACUGAGCCAGCUGAGCUCGCGACAAUUGAUGAUUACACAAUUGUCAAGAGUAUUGGUGAAGGGGCGUAUGGGUUUGUUCGUCUUGCAUAUCGCACUCUUGAUCCUGAAAAGACUCCACUAGUGAUUAAAUAUGUGGUAAAAACUCGAGUUCUUUCCUGGUGUCGUCGUGAAAACCUAGGAGGUCGUAUUCCAGUUGAAGCAGCAAUUCUUUACGAAUCUCACCUCCAUCCACAUCCCAAUGUUGUUGAUAUGAUUGAGUGCUUCCAAGAUGAAUUCUAUGUAUAUAUCGUUAUGCGACACAGUGGCAAUAUGGAUUUAUUCCAAUUUAUUGAAUCUAAUCCUACUCUUCCAGAAAGUCUGAUUAGACACCUUUUCCGUCAAUGCACACUUGCUGUUGAACAUCUUCACAAGCAUGAUAUUGUUCAUCGCGAUAUCAAGGACGAAAAUGUUGUGAUUGAUACCACAACGUAUAUAGCACAAUUGAUUGAUUUUGGGUCUGGAGCAUUUUUGGAUACAGGAAAGCCAUUUACUACCUUUUAUGGGACCAUGGAUUUCGCUGCACCAGAAGUUUUGGAAGGAAACCCAUACAAUGGAAAGCCUCAGGAUAUGUGGGCCUUGGGAAUUCUGUUAUAUACACUAAUAUACAAGGAAAAUCCGUUUUACUCAGUCGAUGAAAUCCUGGCUGAUCAUGGAUUGCGAAUUCCGUUUACACUAUCUAAUGAAUCUUUAGAUCUUCUAGAAUCGUUGCUAUCACACGAUGUAGAGAAGCGACCUACAAUUGAGCAAUGUUUGCAGCAUCCUUGGUAA
Messenger RNA from Batrachochytrium dendrobatidis JAM81, 828 nucleotides. RefSeq lists its product as uncharacterized. The transcript is spliced from 2 exons. The record is from RefSeq and is a predicted model, not a curated record. The coding region runs from base 1 to 828 and encodes 275 amino acids. Gene Ontology annotation, molecular function: protein serine/threonine kinase activity; ATP binding. Gene Ontology annotation, cellular component: nucleus; cytosol; cytoplasm. Gene Ontology annotation, biological process: negative regulation of apoptotic process; negative regulation of glycogen biosynthetic process; intracellular signal transduction. NCBI's taxonomy places the organism in Eukaryota, Fungi, Chytridiomycota, Chytridiomycetes, Rhizophydiales.